AUGACAGGGCGUGUCAUUAUCAUAACUGGAGCUAACUCGGGAAUUGGAUUCCGUGCUGCGGAACAGCUGUGUGAGGCAGGAAAUGAUGUAAUUCUGGCCUGCCGCAGUGAAGAACGGGCCAAGACAGCCAUUGAAAAGAUAUUCAAGAAGUCACCAAAUGCAUUGGCCACAUUCAUGCAGUGUGACCUCGGUGACCUGGCAUCUGUGAGAAAGUUUGUAGAUGAUUUCCAUGCCACUGGAAAGAAGCUACAUGUGCUGUUGAACAAUGCUGGUGUGUUUCUGUCCAAUGACACUCGACGACAAUUUACAGCUGAUAAUUUUGAGCUUACCAUGGGAACAAACCAUCUUGGACCUUUCCUGUUGACUCAUUUGUUACUGGAGGACUUGAAGAAGACUGCAGAAGACAGUGAUGCAGAUUGUCGUAUCAUUAAUGUGACUUCCUCUCUUCAUGACUCAGCCAUGCCACCAAAGAACGCUGCAAGGAGACAGCCAUUGGAUGUGGAGAAUUUUUUCCUGGAGAAGGAAGGAACCUAUAACAAUCAACUUAGCUACAAAAAUUCGAAAUUAGCAAUGGUUCUGACCACAUAUGAGCUGUCAAAACAUCUACAGGGCACUGGAGUGACUGUCAACACACUCUGUCCAGGCUUUAUACCCAGUACCGAGUUGUGUCGACAUGCUGGAGGAGGGCAGAAGUUCUUCUUGCGAUACAUUCUGGGAACAAUGUUACGCCCAGUGAUGAAGCCUGUUAAGACACUGGAGAACGGAGCUAAAGCUGUGGUGGAUCUUGUUGUUAAUGAAGAACUUAAAGGUGUGACUGGUAAGUACUACAAGGACAUGGUGGAGUCUGUGUCUUCAGAAGAGUCCAGAAAUGAGGAAUUGCAGACAUCAGUUUAUGAGCUGAGUGCCAGGUACUGCCACCUUGAAGGUUAUGAACCCCUUGAUGCUCCCAUUCCUCCCCCAGAGGAACCGAAACCCAGUCCGAAAAAGUCUAAGAAGGUGAAGAAGGCUGUGGCGCCUGAAGAAACAGCUGGCCCCAGUGGAGACAUAGAAGAAACAAAGGAGGAUAUCAAAGAAAUUGUUGACAAAACUGAAGACGAAAUGAAAUUUGCUGAUGAAGAUGAUAAACCAGAUGAGACUGCAGUUUGUGAGAAAGAUGAACAUGAGGAAGAAGUGAAAGAUUCUGGGAAAGAAGAAGAAAUAAAGGAAACAGAAAAGGAAGGAGAAAAAGAUACUGAGAAAGAGGAAAAGAUUCAGGAUGUGGAGAAGGAAGAAGUCAAGGAAUCUGAGAAAACGGAGGAAGUAAAGGAUUCUGAGAAAGAAGUAAAGGAAGAGGAACUGACAAGAGAUGUGGAGGAGGGAAAGAAAAUAGAGGACUCUACUCCUACCAUUACUGCAGAAAUUGCUGUGGCUUAGGGGUCAAGAGGUAGAGAGGGGACUAUUUGCAGGUUGA
Molecule: messenger RNA, 1450 nt
Organism: Ylistrum balloti
Lineage: Eukaryota; Metazoa; Mollusca; Bivalvia; Pectinida; Pectinidae
Product: retinol dehydrogenase 12-like
Exons: 7
Coding region: 1-1413 (470 amino acids)
Source: RefSeq, a predicted model, not a curated record